Molecule: messenger RNA, 3588 nt
Organism: Triplophysa dalaica
Lineage: Eukaryota; Metazoa; Chordata; Actinopteri; Cypriniformes; Nemacheilidae
Gene: tbc1d5
Product: TBC1 domain family, member 5
Exons: 23
Coding region: 163-2730 (855 amino acids)
Biological process (GO): activation of GTPase activity
Molecular function (GO): GTPase activator activity
Source: RefSeq, a predicted model, not a curated record
UUUGAUAAGCUGUUGUGCGGCACUUCCGCCUGACUCGCGCGAGCGUGUUUACAUGCAGACUGCAGGGACAGAAUGGGCAGACCCGCGUGAAGCUUUGCAGAUUAAUAGCUAGUGGACUGUGAUCUCCAGGCCUAUGAGGAGAAUCAGCCGUUUCUAACAGACAUGCAGCACCCAAAUUUCGAAACGCAACAUCCGCUGCAGUCGGACGAGCAGGAGACGGGUUACGACCCUCUACAGAACUAUAACAAGAACAUAGAUCAAGAGUCGCAGGACAGUGCUGCUGAAUCUACGUUUCAGUCAUACAGUAAGGAGUGGGAUGACUUGUUUCAGAAUAGUAACUAUCUUGCGAGGAUCCGACAAGCAGGUAUUAAUGGACGGUUACGGAGCAGCCGGUUUCGCAGCGUGUGCUGGAAGCUUUAUCUGGAUGUACUACCAGAAGAUAAGAAUCAAUGGAUCAGGCGAACCAAGGAGCUCAGAGCACAAUAUGAGAAGAUCAAGGAGACGCACAUUACAAACCCCCGUAAAGCUGCUGGACAACAGGACCUGGUGGUGAACAACCCACUGUCACAGGAUGAGGGGAGUUUAUGGAAUAAGUUCUUUCAGGAUAAGGAGCUCAGAGGGAUGAUCAAACAGGAUGUGUUACGAACGUUUCCAGAGAUGCUGUACUUUCAGGAAGAGGAUGUUAGGACGAAGUUGACUGAUAUUCUUUUCUGCUAUGCACGAGAGAAUGAGCAGCUUCUGUAUAAACAGGGCAUGCAUGAGUUACUGGCUCCUAUAGUGUUUGUUCUUCACUGUGAUCAGCAGGCGUUUCAGCAUGCCAAUGAGACGGCCAAUCCUAGUGAAGAGAUAAGAGUCCUUCUGGAUCCUGAAUUCCACGAACAUGAUGCCUAUGCCAUGUUUUCUCAUCUUAUGGAGACAGCGGAGCCUUGGUUUAGUAGUUUUGAGCGGGAGGUCAGAAAGGGCAAAGAGGAGAUGUUAACCAGCAUCCCCUUUGCAAGACCACAAGACACUGGCCCAUCUGUUGCUAUAGUGACCAAAGUCAACCGAAUUCAGGACCAGCUUGUAAAGAAACAUGACAUUGAACUGUACAUGCACCUCAACAGAUUAGAGAUAGCACCCCAGAUCUACGGAAUUCGCUGGGUUCGACUGCUGUAUGGUCGGGAGUUUUCUCUGCAGGAUCUGUUGGUGGUGUGGGAUGCUCUUUUUGCAGACAGCAUCACAUUGGACCUGGUGGAUUAUGUGUUUGUUGCAAUGCUUCUGUACAUCAGAGAUGCAUUGAUCGCUAGUAACUUCCAGACGUGUCUCGGGCUUCUGAUGCACUAUCCUCCGAUUGGAGACAUCCACUCGCUGCUGCUGAAAGCACUUUUCCUUCGAGAUCCUAAGAAUAAUCAUCGGCCAGUAAACUUUCAGUUCCAACAAAACCUUGACUACUAUAAAACAAGAGGGGCUGACCUUGUCAACAAGACUCGGGCCAACACGAAAGCGGCACCUCUCAACAUUAAUAAAGUAUCCAGUUCUCUUCUCAAUUUUGGUCGAAAGCUCAUCGCUCCAAUUGGAGGUGCCUCUAGUGGUAUCUCACCAAUCAACAGUGAGGUGGUAUCGGCUCUACCCCCUCAAGCUCCGGCACCACGACCAUUGAUUGAGCCUUCUUCGAGCACCGCUCCCUCCAACACUCAGAUGAGAUCGCAGCUCAUCCCACAAACGCAGCAUCAGCACCGACUUCUGAAGUCAGAAAGCAUGCCGGUGCAACUUAGUAAAGAUGUAAGUUCUUGUGGAGCCUCUCAGAUAUCUCUCCCGGCCCAGAUUCACUCGGAUACACCAGGACACACCUUUAGGACAGUUAGCUCCUCCCCUAGCAGUGAAAGCCUGUCUUGUGGGCGGGACCAGGCAAUGUCUUCCCCUCCUCUUCCUGUGUCGAGAGAGGGACGAGACUCUAGCACCUCAUCCCCACCCUCUUCCGCAACGAAGAAAGACUCUUUCUUUAAUAUAAGUCGCUCACGGUCCCACAGUAAAACCAUUAACAAGAAAGACACGGAGGAGCUAGAAGCACAAGUGUCGUUUCUACAAGGUCAGAUUAAUGAUCUAGAGGCCAUGAGUAAAUACUGCGCCAAGAUGAUGAAGAUCCACAUCGGCAAAAUUCAAGAUGUGAUACUGCAGGAACAUCUGGAGAAGGAAGAUGAAGUUCUGGUGUCACUUGCUGGACUCAAACAGAUUAAGGACAUCCUAAAGGGGUCUCUCAGAUUCAACCAAAGCCAGCUGGAGUCAGAGGAAAAUGAGGAGAUCACUAUUGCCGACGAUCACUACUGUUCUUCUCAGUUUGGCACACUUAUAGACCAGAGUUAUCCAGACGGCUUGUCCACAAACACAGAUGAUUCUACUAGCAGACAACUGAAUGCUCCACAGCCGAUCCCCCAGCAAGGAGAAACAUUAGCGGAGAAAGAGGAGAAGAUGAUAAAGGCUCCGAGUGUUCCUACGAUACCAGAGCUACAGGCCACUGAGAGGAGAAACUGGGACGAUUACAUCCUGGUCUCGCAGGAUGGAGAGCCAGCCGAGAGUGAGGGGCAAAGCCCGGCCGCCCCAGUACCGCUCUGUAAGCAAGUGCGGGCCCUAAACAAGGCAGAUUUUCAAGACCCUCUGAUUGGAAUCACAUCCGGGUCUUCCAGUCCAGAUGAUGGGAGCACUCACAGCAAAGACUCUGACUUUACUAUUGUUAAUCCUACUGACCUUUGAACCCUAUAUCUCUACAAAUAACUAAAUAUGACUUUACUUAUCUUCAACACUUAAAACAAUUGGGGGGAAGACUCUGCUGGAUGUUUGCACAUAUGGACUCGGGCUGAUCGCUUCAUGUGCUCCAAACCCUGAUACUGAAUCCCUACACACCGUCUUGGACCUCUGGCUGUGUAUUUAUUUUCAAAGUACAUCAUAAAUUAAACCUCUCCGGUCUUUGUGGCGCAGUGCCCCUUAUUCUUUAGCCUGUUAUUUUUUAUCCAUGUGGCUAUCUAAAGCGAUAAACAACCUCAGUUUAUUGCGAGUUGCCAUUGUGUAGCUUUCCUCGAAAUGCCCUACUUGCUGAAAGUUUUGGACUUUACCUUGGUUUUAUGUGGUAACCCACAUUUUGUUCUUCUAAAUCGAUAUCCUGUGAAAACAUUUAUUAACAGACACGCUCUGCCUCAGACAAAAGCUAUAUUCUCCCUCUUAUCUCUGUAUUUUUCUGACUGUAGCGAUAUAGACGAGACACUGACAAAUGUUUAAUCUCACAGGAGAGAGCACCUAUAUAUAUCAUCAAUGUGGACUAAACCUCUCUCUCUCUUCCACAUUCACUCACUCAUUGAUUGAUCAUGAAUCAGUGCCUGAAUUUUUUCAUGUUUUUUAAGUCUGGAUUUUAGUCCAUUGUUCACAACAUCAUUUAUGUUUUUCAUGCCAUUUUUUUAAACCAAUUAUAUGUGUAACUUUUAUGUUCCGGUUGGGAUCAGUAGUUUUCUUUUUUGUUCCAGUGGUAACUGUGUUGUUUUCCACGUGACACGAGGGAUGCUCUUAUACCGAAAUCGUAUUAACUCUGGAUGAAUAAAAAGCAUUACUCCUGCCUAA